Messenger RNA from Orbicella faveolata, 2142 nucleotides. RefSeq lists its product as uncharacterized. Gene Ontology annotation, molecular function: calcium ion binding; protein binding. Gene Ontology annotation, cellular component: membrane. The record is from RefSeq and is a predicted model, not a curated record. Lineage: Eukaryota; Metazoa; Cnidaria; Anthozoa; Scleractinia; Merulinidae.
GGUGGGGGAGAGACUACUCACUUGCGAUGUAAAGGCCAGUCCUCAUUUACUUGCCAAGCAUAAGCAUUAAGCCUAAGCAUGAAAGAAGCUUUUGUGCUAGUGGGGACGGCAGCCACUUUAAAAGCAUAAGCAUAACCAUAAGAAUAUCUCGCUGUUAUGUCCAUAAGGGACAUGAUUUGCAUAAGCAUAAGUACAAGUAUAAGUGAAAGACUUUCAGCCAGUCAGCGAGCACUUAUUCCAACCAUGUCCUCACUGGACAUAACAGCGACACAAGCGUAAGCGUAAACAUAAGCAUUAGAAGAAGGCUAGCUUAUGUUUAUGCUCAUGUCGCAGCAAUCUCCACCAACGCAUAUUAAAGUUUCUUAUGCUUAUGCUUAUGCUUGCGUCGUAAUUGAGGACCGGGCUUUGUAACAAGUUCCUAUAAUAAGCGUAUCGGCUUUUAUCAUUUGGGCUCUUCUGGUACAACGUACUUAUGCGUGUGCUAAACCUGGCUCUCAUCUGAAAAAUUUGUCAAAAAAUCUUGACCAUUCAUUUGUCUUUCACGAAAAAAAGCUAAUCAAGUUGAAAAUUGAGCGAGAGCUCGCCAAUGGGCAUGCUCAGUUGAGUACAUAUAUGUGAUAUACAUUACAACAAAAUGAAAUUUAAUUCAACUUAAAGGAAGCCAUUGAUCUGCGCUAACACUAAGUGCGUUUCUGAUUGGUCCCUAGGACUUUUUCUUGUUUUUGAUUGGCUAUUUUAACUCUUGACAAGUGGGAGCGAUACCGUCCACUGUAACUUGUACUGUUCUGACUUCUAACUGUAAGCUAUUCGCUUCCACCCAAUCUGUGAAGUUAAUAUGUUUGCCUUUUUUACAUUUAGAUCAGUGCAGUUCUCCAUUGGGAAUGGAAAACUUUAAAAUCCCGUCAGAAGCUCUGCGUGCCUCCAGAUCAACAGCGUACUGGGAGCCCUACAACGGCAGAAUUAACGACAGUGUAAGUGGCUGGUGCGCAAACUUAAUCAGCGAUAAAGAAUGGUUUCAGAUCAAGUUCGACACCGAUCAUUACGUCACAGCUGUGGCGAAUCAAGCGACCAGUAGAGGGUGGGUGUUGGAAUUCACACUGGCUUACAGCCGGGGACUUGGAUGGUUUGAAUACAUGGAAAACGGGACGAUUAAGAUAUUUCAUCGUAACAACUCAGAUUACAGCAGCGAGAUUGUGGUUAGCAAUCUUUCAUUUCCAGUAAGAGCGAAAAUGUUUCGAAUUUAUCCCAAGCGAGCUAUCCGUGAUACUUGUUUACGACUUGAACUCUACGGCUGUCAAGGUGAGUCAAAAAAAACCGAGCGAGCAAACAAGCAAACAAAGAAACAAACAGAUAAACAAAAAUAAACAAAAAAGAAACAUAAGCCAACCAACACUGAAAUCAAAAAGAAACACAAACUAUUUUUUUAGUUUACGCUUUAAUUGUUUAGCUUUUAAAAGGUAUUUUGGAAAGCCACUACCCCGCAGCACGUUAAUCCUUUUGUAAAAUAUCUUUUCUUUGAACUGGCUGCUUGGUGCUUUUAACUCUUACGCUAUUUCUGGUAGCCAUCAACCUAUCAUUUUUGUAGCGUUGACGCUUAUCGUUGGUUAUUGAUAUCAAUGUGCAAAUGAGAUUUGUUUUGUUAUAGCUUGUUUCGAUCCAUUUGGCAUCAAAGAUGGUAUCAUUCCUGACAAAGCUAUGACGUCAUCAUCAUUUUUUGGGCCUGGGUUCGAGCCCUUUCGCGGCCGGCUGAAUGACAUUUCAGGGAAUGGUUCGUGGUGUGCAGAUGCACGUGAUGUAGAGUCAUUCUUGCAGAUUGAUCUUGGGAAUCGAUUCCAAAUCAGCAUGAUAGCCAUCCAAGGAAAUGAGCUUCACGAAUUUGUGACUACUUGGGAGAAACAAGUCAAUUGCAGGUAUGUCUUUACCCCAAACGUAAUUGAAUUUACUAAAAACUGGAUGAUUGGAUAAUACAAUUCAAGUGUUUUCAUUGGCUUAACCAUCAUGGUAUAUGAGCCAUUAUACCACGCUCUCUAAAUAUGGUAAGCACGCGCGUAAUUUUUUGGGGGCGUUUUUUUUUUUUUUAAAAAAAAUUAUUUCACUUGCCCUGGAUAUGAGAUGAUUAUAGCCAACUCACAUCCAACGCGC